UGUUUUCCUUCUAUAGCCUAAUGAGAUAAAUACAGAAAUAAAAAUAUAUUUGCGUGGUGACGUAACGCGUAAUGCGUGACGUUUCUCUGUCUGCUUCCGGUCAGUUCUCCGUGAUCUCCAAAGUUGGAUCCAGUAAACCCCCAAACAUGUCCGUGGAACCGCAGCCCGUGGACCGGCCGGACCUCGCGAACCGACCGGAGCGCCUGACACUGGAGGCCCGGAACCGACCAAGGCCGACGCGGCACGGCCGGGAUCCGCACCGGGUUGAUGCCAACCUGACCCAACAGCAGCCUGCCGGCGCUGCAGAGGAGCCUCCGGAUGACUGCGAGCGGAUGGGGACGCUCUUUGGGAUGAUCAAUAAGUGCCUGCGCGGGAUCGGCUUCAGCCACAUGUACUUCGGGAAUCACACCGUGGAGCCUGUGGUGAUCCUCUUCUUCUGGCUGCUGCUCUGGUUCCUGGGCAUCCAGGCGUUGGGCCUGGUGGGAACCCUGUGCAUCAUAAUCAUCUACAUCCAGGAUUGAUCCUGCCGGAAGAGCGCUGCCUGCUCCUUCGUGUGGUAUCCGGUUGACCAGAAGGCUUGUGGACGUUUGUUUCAGUGGUUUGAGGUUCAUUUGACCAGAGAAAGCCCAGGACUGAGCCUGUUUUUCUGAGGUGGUCAUCACAGUCCGCCCUUCAUGAACCAGAACCAAAGCUCCGUUCACCUGCUUCCAUGGAAGAGCAACAUCCCUGUGGCCGUCAGGAGAUGCUGCGACAGCAGCAGCUCUGCAGGAUUACCGCCAUGUAAGCCUGACUUUGUUAUCCAGCGGCCUCAAUGCGUGCGCUCACACGGAAGUCCCCGAUCAGUCAGUGCGUCAGCGUUACUGUCAUGCUCUGACAGCUUCAUGCGGUGACGUGUGGAACAUCGGCGGUUCUCACAAAGCUGUUCUUUUCUCCUCUGUAGGGAAUAAACGAGAGCAGAAAUGUAGGAACUGUCUGUGUCUGUCACAUGUUCCAGUCCAGGUUGGACCUGAGCACAGCUGGAUGAGGUCACGACCUGAGCCUGACCUCCUGACCGUGAACCUACAGAACCACAGGUUCUGAUGAGCUGCUGGAAUAAUUUGGUGCAGUUUGUUUCCUCUCCGAUCUGAUCGUAAAACUCCAACAUUUGAGGGGGCGUGCGGCCUUGCUGAGGGUCGGAAUCGCUGUCUUUUUGUCGAGUUAUCAGGCCUUCCUGUUGAUAAUCAAGCUGGAACAGAAGCUGAGCUGCUUUCUGGUUCUAGAACAUUCAUGAGAGCACGUGCUGAGCUGAUGAGCAUUAUAUAGUCUUUUCCAUCUGCGGGUUCUUGGAGUAAUGUGUGGGAUUUGGUGAAAGGGACUGUGGGCGUCUGUUUUAGUCUCUGUGGUCUUACAGAUGAAUAAUGAAUGACUUCAGCCAGAAUGAACUGCUUCUUACUGAUCAAUAAAACUACUGAACUGGGUUUGAA
This is a messenger RNA of Oryzias latipes (Japanese medaka), 1463 nucleotides long. RefSeq names its product family with sequence similarity 241 member A (gene fam241a). Lineage: Eukaryota; Metazoa; Chordata; Actinopteri; Beloniformes; Adrianichthyidae. The record is from RefSeq and is a predicted model, not a curated record. Gene Ontology annotation, cellular component: intracellular membrane-bounded organelle.